AUGCGGAUGCUACCGCUAGCUAGUCGUAGAGCUGCUCCUUAUGCUGCUUCCAAUGAGGAUAUUGCUAUUGCAUUGAGUUUACCUGGGCUAGAAUCAUCAGAACUGGUCUCUGAAUUCUUGCUACUUGGAUUUGUGGUUGGCUGCCCUCUUGACCGGUUUCGUAGUCCCAAUCGUGAUGCUGUGCAAAUGAAGGUUUUUAUUGACGAGCUUUCUAAAACAGGAAAACUUGAAGGUGUUUGUUAUACAUAUUGGGAAGAAACCUUUACGUCAAAGAACGUGGAAUUGCUGUUACAACCUUUGACGUUGCAUCCAGUAGUAGCGAAGACAAUAAUGGACAAGUUUGCUGCUAUGGGGAUACUCCAGGGAUAUUUGGAUUAUGCCAACAAGAAGCAGAGAUCAGAGUCUUCUGAAUAGGACAUAUGCGAGAACUUUGGUGGCCUUUUUCAUUUUCAGAGGAUAGCUUGCAUGUAAAUUGCAAAUUGCGAUGGUAGAAACCCAGUGCCGUUACCACCUGCUGCUAAUGCACAAAGGGAUGAGUAGAUAUUUUAACGAGUUUUGGCAAUUUUUGGUUUGUACGUUGAGAGGAAAAGCACAGGAGGGUGUCAAAAGACUCUGUAACCAGUGGAAUGUAGCUUGACUCUCUCCCUCUCUCACAGAGGGUACACAAGACCAGAGUACACAAGACCGUCUAACAAGUGACUGAGUGAGAUUAAUCA
Molecule: messenger RNA, 716 nt
Organism: Eucalyptus grandis
Lineage: Eukaryota; Viridiplantae; Streptophyta; Magnoliopsida; Myrtales; Myrtaceae
Product: putative pre-16S rRNA nuclease
Exons: 7
Coding region: 1-414 (137 amino acids)
Biological process (GO): rRNA 5'-end processing
Source: RefSeq, a predicted model, not a curated record